Pyricularia oryzae 70-15 is the source of this 246-nucleotide messenger RNA. RefSeq lists its product as uncharacterized. The transcript has 2 exons. The record is from RefSeq and is a predicted model, not a curated record. The annotation marks the transcript as partial. NCBI's taxonomy places the organism in Eukaryota, Fungi, Ascomycota, Sordariomycetes, Magnaporthales, Pyriculariaceae.
CCCUCCACAGGAAACCGCUGUUGCGGCCAGGGCACGACUGAUCCUAACAACUUUUGUAAAAGAUCCUACCUAGACGCAUUUUGUUGCAGCUCUUUUGCUUCGGACAGGCCAAAAGCCAGAAAGGGCGCUCAGGGUGGAUGUGAUGACAACCCGGGAUUCCCUAUCGGACGCGUAGUUAAGCAAGCUCUUUUCUUUGGUUCCGGGUGCGAGUCCAAUGGUCGGAAAGGGUUUGUUGGAUGUGCCUAA